Messenger RNA from Zeugodacus cucurbitae (melon fly), 3467 nucleotides. It is a transcript of the gene Fbxl7, whose product is annotated as F-box/LRR-repeat protein 7. Gene Ontology annotation, biological process: SCF-dependent proteasomal ubiquitin-dependent protein catabolic process. Bases 957 to 3161 code for a protein of 734 amino acids. The transcript has 9 exons. Gene Ontology annotation, cellular component: SCF ubiquitin ligase complex. The record is from RefSeq and is a predicted model, not a curated record. Gene Ontology annotation, molecular function: protein binding. NCBI's taxonomy places the organism in Eukaryota, Metazoa, Arthropoda, Insecta, Diptera, Tephritidae.
CGCAGUUUGUUCCGCAUCAUUAAUGCAAAUUUCCUUAAUUAAAUAAUAUUUAUGUGCAAUUAAUAAAAUCUUAGCAACUUUUAAAAAGAAAAAGUGUAAUUAAUAAAGAGUAGAAAUAAAAUGGCAUGCAUGUAAACAAACGUGCGUGUUCAAUAUAUGUGCGUUAGAGGAAAAUGUGAAAGUAAAAAGUAUGUGUGUGCAAAAUCGCAGUGGGAAUAUACAUAUAUUGUGUGAAAUUGUCAUAUGAAAUGCAAGUCCACCUUUUAUAGGUGUAUAAAGUGUAUAUAUCAUGAAAAUGUUUUAAGUGUGCUCUUUUACAUGUUUCAAUAUUGUGCAAUGAGUUCCUCUUUGUAUAUACGAAAAAUGCACUAAGGUGAUUUCAUUGUUGCAGUGUCAACUCAUCAGUUCGCCUGCUGUUUGAAAAAUGCUAACUGCCCGUUCACACAGUAUGAUAUUAUGAUCUGAAUUUAUUGCUCGUAUUUAUUUCUACUUAUAUAAAGAAGCUAAAUUAUCACAUUCCCGUAAAAAAGUGCUUUCAUGCUGCUAUCGAAUAUUUAAUCCCAAAAAUUGUGGAAUGUGGUCAUAUAUUUUGUCUAUAUAUUGUCAAAUGUCAUCCAAAUAAUGUCGAGAAUUGAGUUUAUUCAAGGAUUCCCGAGUAAAAUUAGUAAUGAUUUUCAGUGCAAUAAAUUUGUGUUAAAGUGAAUUUAAAAAGAAAAAAAAGAUUAAAGAAAAUUGUUAACGAAAGCCUAAAAAUAAGUGAUUUUUUACAUUUGUGCCCGCUGUGGCACCAACAACAGCAAGAAACAGCUCAACUUAAUUCAACUGAACUUGCAAUUGUGCAGCAUGUAAAUCAAGCUCAGCAUCAACUUUAGGCCGCUUCUAACGCCUUUUUACGUGUUUUCCUUGUCGCUGUUGUCAAAGCUGCUUUGAUUUUUCUCACCGCCCACGCGUUCAGCAUGUCGCAUCAGACGGCACGCCGCGCACAAGCGCCUACGAGUCUCGAGUGUCCGUUGGCCUCAUUGGGACGCAACAGUAGCGCCGUCAUCGAUUCGCUGACGGGGCAUCAUCAACCGCCAUAUCACCAUCCACUCAGUUCCAGUCCACUCGAUCCACAGGUGUAUCAGAUGUCACGCAAAUCGCCGGAUCUCAGCAUCGAUGCGGACGAUAUCAUCUACACACCAUCAGCAUCGCAACAAGGUGAUACGGUGGAUGGACUGCUCAAUGAAUUGGUUAAUAUUGAAGAGGAUGCGGAAAGCGCUGCGGCAGUCGCAUCAUCUUUGAAUGCGACCGAGCAACGUAAUCACACGCUGCCAGAAAUGUAUCAGCUGCCGCAUAGUGGUUCACAUAGCGGAGGCACAACGGGCGGACGCAUAACCAGACAUCAAGGUGGGCGUUGCAGUGUGCCGACGGUGUCAAGUACGGUCAAUGGUGGUAGCACACGAAAUAUGCAAUACUUUUUGGAAAAGAAAAUGGACGCGCUGUACUUGGGUAAUGCGAUACGCGCACUUCCUUUGGGUUCGGAGGCGAGUCAUUUUCAGAAUGAGCGCUAUUUCCUUGAGGACGGACUGCGUAAUAUAUGCAAUUACAAUAGUGGAGCCGAACGGUUAGCGGACGCGCACUACAUGCGUCAUCACACCUCCAGUCCGAGCGAAACGAGCGGUUCCGAUCGUUACCUGCUAAAUCGUACCGGUUCGCCGACCGAUGCAUUCAGCUCGUCCAAUCAUUUGGAAAAUUUUGGCAGCACCAGCAACAAUACGGCAUCCUCUAACCUUGCGCUGGAUCAACGUUUCCAUCAUACCAAAGUGAAAAGUCUUUCCGAUGGACUCUGCAACAUCGGGCGCUUCUCACCUAGUCUAGAUCAAGGUUAUGCCACGCUCGUUUCGCCCUCGCCAACAGGUCAUCAUCCGAACACAAUCACAACGCAUAGCAUCGUUCACCAUCCACCACCGUCGACCACUACUUUAACCGCAGUGACGCGCACACGACACGACAAUGUCGUGCCGCCCCCUUGGAAUAAGAAAACCUUCCGUUCGGGUCCACUCUUCGAUCGGCUGCCCGACGAUGUCGUUUUGAAGAUUUUCAACUGGUUCGACAGUUGUGAAUUGUGCAUUUUGGCGCGCGUGUGUCGACGUUUCGAUCAACUCGCCUGGCGCCCCGUACUCUGGAAGGUGAUCUCGCUGAAAGGCGAACAUUUGAAUGGCGAUAAGACGCUAAAAAUGAUUUUCCGGCAAUUAUGCGGGCAAACAUGUAACGGCUCGUGCCCGGAAGUAGAACGCGUAAUGCUUUCUGAAGGCUGUCGAAUAUCCGACAAAGGUUUACAGUUAUUAACACGACGCUGUCCGGAAUUGACACAUCUGCAGCUGCAAACAUGCAUGCAAGUAACCAAUCAAGCGCUCAUGGAUGUACUUACGAAAUGUACAAAUUUGCAACAUCUCGAUGUGACGGGUUGCACGCAGGUAGUCAGCAUUAGCACGCACCCAAAUUUGGAACAACCACGCCGUCUGCUGCUACAAUAUUUAGAUCUUACGGAUUGCGUUGUCCUAGACGAUGUCGGACUUAAAAUCGUGGUGAAAAACUGUCCACAACUGGUGUAUCUCUACCUGAGACGUUGUAUCAAAAUCACAGAUGCCGGCUUGAAAUUCGUGCCGAGUUUUUGUAUCGCUCUCAAGGAGCUCAGCAUAUCCGAUUGCGUGAACAUUACAGAUUUCGGCCUAUAUGAACUCGCAAAACUGGGCGCUAUUCUACGGUACCUCUCCGUGGCGAAGUGUGAUCGUGUCUCCGAUGCUGGUCUCAAAGUAAUCGCGCGUCGUUGCUAUAAGCUGCGCUAUCUGAAUGCGCGCGGCUGUGAAGCAGUUAGCGAUGAUUCCAUCACGGUAUUGGCACAUUCCUGCCCGCGACUGCGUGCACUCGACAUAGGAAAGUGCGAUGUAAGCGAUGCGGGUCUGCGUGCACUCGCCGAAAGCUGUCCGAAUUUGAAGAAGCUCAGUUUGCGGAAUUGUGAUAUGAUAACAGACCGCGGUGUACAGUGUAUCGCUUACUACUGCCGUGGCCUACAACAAUUGAAUAUACAGGAUUGUCAGAUAUCGAUCGAGGGCUAUCGGGCGGUGAAGAAGUACUGUAAGCGCUGCGUUAUAGAACACACAAAUCCAGGCUUCUGUUGAAUGAAGUAGUAGUUGGAUAUAUGCUUUCGCGCAGUUAUUUACAUAUUUAGUGAAGUGUAUGAAUCUCACCGUGGUGAAUAGAGGCAAUAUAUUCAAAUAUUUCAUAUUUCAUAAAAUGAAUUUUAAACCAAGUUGCGAUGCGUUAGAAAAGCAGAAGAGAUAGUUCUGUAUUAAAUUAGCUACUUGAAACUGAAAAUACUCUGCAUUUAAUGUUAUUAUCUUAAACUAUAUUUUAACUAAACUUCGACUUUUUACCGGAGUUUGCAAAUAUUCAAAAUAUAACUUUUGCAUUCAAAUUUGAAGACA